Oncorhynchus tshawytscha (Chinook salmon) is the source of this 1222-nucleotide messenger RNA. RefSeq names its product steroid-5-alpha-reductase, alpha polypeptide 2b (gene srd5a2b). Gene Ontology annotation, biological process: steroid biosynthetic process. Bases 282 to 1055 code for a protein of 257 amino acids. Gene Ontology annotation, cellular component: membrane. The record is from RefSeq and is a predicted model, not a curated record. Gene Ontology annotation, molecular function: 3-oxo-5-alpha-steroid 4-dehydrogenase activity. The transcript has 6 exons. Lineage: Eukaryota; Metazoa; Chordata; Actinopteri; Salmoniformes; Salmonidae.
CUAGUGCACUCCUCUAAUGUAAUGUUUUAAUCGUAGCAGCUUGACAGUGUGGACUGCAGAGGGCAGGUUAGGUCAGUAAGGCUGGAGGGUUGGUUUCUGGCUUACUUUCCCUGAAUGGGAUUCUAUGAAGGGGAUUAUGGGGACCAGUCCAGGGCGACCUAGGGGUGGGAAACUAAAGGAUUGAUUCAAAACACUGGACUUGGACUCCAUCAGAACAGGCACAGCUGCCCAGGAAUAAAGACCUUGUCGGCACUGAGACGAAGGCAUAGCUCUGACCCAGAAUGCAGUGUUGGGACAACCUGAUCAACACCCUGAGCUGUGUGCUAUUCCUGAUGGGAGUGAGCCACUUGGUGCGUCUGCCCCAGGCCCCCUACGGACGCUACCUGGACUUGGGGCUGUCCUCCUCCUCCUCCAUGCCCAGGAUGAUGCCUGCUAGGCUGGCCUGGUUCCUCCAGGAGCUCCCCUCUCUCCUGGUACCCCUGAUAAUGAUGACUACCACACCCAACCACACGGGGUCCAGCCUGGGGACCAGCCUGCUACUGGGGACCUUUUGUCUGCACUACUUCCAGAGGACGUUUGUGUACUCGGUGCUGAUGCGAGGACGACCGUUCCCCCUCCGUGUGAUGAUAGAGGCGGGGGUGUUCUGCAGUCUGAACGGGUUCACACAGAGUCACUACCUGGUCCACUGUGCCCACUACCACCCCACAUGGACCUCUGACACACGCUUCCUCAUUGGUUCAACUCUAUUUCUCCUGGGAAUGGCUAUCAACGUCCACAGUGACUAUCUUCUACGGAACCUGAGACAGCCAGGAGAAGUCGUCUACAAGAUCCCUAAAGGGGGUCUGUUUCGAUACGUGUCGGGGGCCAACUACUUUGGUGAAAUUGUGGAGUGGUUUGGCUACGCCAUGGCAACCUGGUCGCUGACUACCUUCUCCUUUGCCUUCUGCAGUAUGUGCUUUAUCGGACGACGGGCAGUCCACCAUCACAGGUACUACCGUGAGACAUUCCAUGACUACCCCAGGUCACGGAAAGCUCUGAUUCCAUUCAUCUUCUAAAGAACAGAUGAAGCUUCUGCAUUCCAACCAUAGGACUGGGAGACCCCAAACAAGCUCUUUAGAUCGGGCUUGCAUUCCAACCAUAGGACUGGGAGACCCCAAACAAGCUCUUUAGAUCGGGCUUGCAUUCCAACCAUAGGACUGGGAGACCCCAAACAAGCUCUUUA